AAAAAACCCGAAUCAUAUCCCAAAUCCCGGUCUUGGGGUACAAAACCCUAAUAAUUACCGCUUCGAGAUCUCGCAGCGUCCCAAGUUCCAGGUUUCAGCGAGCAUUCUACAAUGGCUACUAUACCAGUUAAUCCCAAGCCUUUCUUGAACAAUUUGACUGGGAAGCCUGUAAUUGUGAAACUGAAGUGGGGAAUGGAGUACAAGGGCUAUCUCGUUUCCGUUGAUUCCUAUAUGAACUUGCAGCUGGCCAACACCGAGGAGUACAUUGAGGGACAAUUUACUGGAAAUUUGGGAGAGAUUUUAAUCAGAUGUAACAAUGUUCUCUACCUUCGAGGAGUACCGGAGGAUGAGGAAAUCGAAGAUGCUGCUGAAGACUAGAGAGUGAUAGAAGCUGCUAAUGGCUAUGACAUAAACAGAACUCGAAUUUCUACUGUUUUUGUAUCUUCACAUAAAUGUAGGUUUUUUGUAGUCAAUGUGUAGAGAUUUGAAUCAAUGAUGCACUCGCUUGUGAAUAGGGUGCCUAUGUUCAAGUUGUCUGUUAUUUUAUUUUUAUGCUUCUGAACAGGUUAUUUUUCAGUUUAUGCAAUCAACAGUAAUCAAUAUCAUUUAAACACA
This is a messenger RNA of Glycine soja, 615 nucleotides long. RefSeq names its product probable small nuclear ribonucleoprotein F. Gene Ontology annotation, molecular function: RNA binding. The transcript has 5 exons. The coding region runs from base 112 to 378 and encodes 88 amino acids. Gene Ontology annotation, biological process: spliceosomal snRNP assembly; mRNA splicing, via spliceosome. The record is from RefSeq and is a predicted model, not a curated record. Lineage: Eukaryota; Viridiplantae; Streptophyta; Magnoliopsida; Fabales; Fabaceae. Gene Ontology annotation, cellular component: catalytic step 2 spliceosome; U1 snRNP.